AUGAAUUUUAUAAUAGUUUCAAAAUUUUAAUCUUCUUUCUAUAUUAAAGAUUAUUUAAUCAUAUAAUUAGAAUAAUUAUUUGAAUAAUAUAAAAUUAAUUUUUACAUAUUUAAUUAGAAAUAACCAUUUAGGAUUCAGGUAUUAAAUUCUUUAUGUUUGAAAUUUCUGUUAUUCACAAUAAUUAAUAUGAUCUUAAGGGAACAAGCCAAAAAUUUAUUAAUAAAAUCCUAAAAUAAAUUAAAUGAAUUCUGA
Paramecium primaurelia is the source of this 252-nucleotide messenger RNA. The record is from the annotation of a GenBank genome assembly. Lineage: Eukaryota; Ciliophora; Oligohymenophorea; Peniculida; Parameciidae.